AUGGGUUCUUUAUUCAAGAUACGUGAUUACUGGCAUCAUUCCUUUCCAGAAGAGGAAUUCUCCCCCUCCUGCCUUGCUGUUGGUGACCUGAAUAACCCCAAUACUGGAAAUAAAAUCGCUAUCGGGUCCUUUCAGGGUGUUUUUCGUAUCUUUCAACCAACUAGCUCCCCUUCUUCCUCCCCCAACGGCAUCUCACCCGAGGAUUUGCUCUAUGAGGAGCGCUUUGGGGAACCUAUCCUCCAAAUCGCAUGUGGUCCUUUCAAGCCGCUCGCAACCAGUGAUCAUCCAAAUCUAUUCGCGAUUCUUUUUCCAAAAAAAAUACGUCUGUUCAGCGUCGAGCGUUGUGGCGAAGAAAAGGCAGAAAAGGACGCCAAUGAAAAUUCUAACAAUACCCAACCAUGGGAAGACAAAUCACAAGAGGAGAUCGUUCCCCCAGAAGACGUUUCCGCCGCCUAUUACCGUUCUACCACUAUCUUUACCGCGGAGUUUGAUCAGCCGACCUACAAUUUCACCACCGGCCGUUUUGACGGCGUGAAGUAUGAUCGGAUUUGCGUGCAAACAAUGAAUGGGCAGUGGACUAUUGUCGACUAUGAUAAAAUACUCUGUAGUUGUAGUUUGCCGCCGAGUCAAUUUCUCGUCCCGGGCUGUCUAACCUACUGCGAGCCGCGGGAUUGUUUUUUGACGUGCAAUACUUCCUAUUUUUUGCUUUGUUAUUCCUUUGCGAGCCUGACGAGCGCCGCGGAUGUGGAUUUCACCGCCAGGGGCGUCUCCUCCCGCGAGCGGCUUUCGCCGAUGUGGGAAGUAAACCUCGGCGAGGAGGCGCUAGCGAUUGAGGUGUGCCGAUUGAGCAAGGAAUUAACGGCUAAUGAUGCCGAUAUUGUGAUUCUCUGUCCGUAUGCUCUCCGAGUGCUUUCUUUACAGGGUGCGUGCCGCUAUUUACGCCCGCUAAGUAGUGAGGCCGCCUGUUUAUCGAUCUAUGCGCUGCCAUCUGGCAUGCAUAAUGUCCUUGUAGGGGCUUGGGAUGGCUCGGUGAACGUCUUCUCCGAUCUGGUGUUGAAGUGGAGCGCGUAUUUAACCUUUGGAGGGGCCCCAAUGGCGCUUAGGGUGGGCGCAUUUUGCGGGGUUGAAGGGAUGAUUCUUUCUUUAACGGUGGAGGGGGUUUUAAUGGUGGCCUACUUGGGAACCGACCCCGCCACGCGAAAACCACCACCGAUGCUUGAAAGCAAGGUCAUGAGUUAUGCCGAGAUGCAGAAUGAACUUCGCCAGGUUCAGCGCAAAAUUAAGUCGAUUCAGGCGGGAAAAAAGCUACCCACGGAAGCUAUGGAAUCCACCAUGGGGUCAAGCUCGUCUAUUCAAGCGGCGUUGGCAAAGUCGAAUUCGGAUCUAAAGUCGUUCGACCGAUUAGAUAAUGUAUCGGCUAGGAAUCAAAAGGAAAACAGCAGUGGUUCGCCCAUAAAUAUUGACUUUGAAAGUCAUUCCUUGAAUUCAGACGAGCGUGGCGAGGUUUUUCUUCUUUCAUUGUUGGUGGGCCUUUCCAUGGGUGAAAAAGCGGGGAAGGUGCAGUUGUGGAUGAAAACAACGCCGCCGAUUAUGGUGGAGCCAAACUAUCUCACUGUGGUGAGUGUCGCUCAGGGCGCCACCACGCGGAUUCCCCUUUCCAUUUCCGUGGAUAAAAAGGCGAUCUCGGUAAUCCCCUCUUCGCUUGAAUUGCUCGUGGUGGCGGUUUUGGAAAAUUGCCUGAGUUCUUCAGCGCGGAUGACGCUGCCGUUGCCGCUCGUCUGCCGUGUCGUCCCUCACGUUCGCUGCGCGGAGGUGUCCAUGCAAAUCAACACCGACCGCACCCCGGCGCCUUCGUUGUUCGAUUUAUUUCAGGAUCUUUCCCCGGAUGAAAACAUGCGGGAGAAUCUCAUGAGCGUGGAAUUGACAAACGGUGCGAGGGUCACACUGCUUGUCUCCAAGAAUGCCGCGCGCUUUAAACUUCAGGGAACCUCGUUGGAUGAACUUUGGCUGCUCUCGUCGGAGUUGAUGAGGCGUCUUCGGUUGUACUACGUUCAGAAGGAUAGCGCGCCGCUGAACUUCAGCACCCUGGACGAGCUCCCGCUUGAGAAAUUUCUCACUGCCGUGAACCUUCACACGGAGGUUCGAAAUGACUUGUCGAAUGCAAUGAACAAGCUCAAUCAGGCCGCGCAGUUCGUGCGGAAUUUACAAAAAAGACUGCUUGCCAAAUUUCGCGAUCGGACACCGACGGAGUCGAAUGCCCUAGCGCUGCUCUUGACUGAAAGUCAUACUAACCUUCAGAAGACAACCGAAAAGGUAUGCCUUACGAAACUUCAUCUGAAGCGUGCCUCCGCGAUGCUUAAUAGCUUUUGUCAACUAAUGUGGAUGUGGUUGAGUUUGCUGAAUCCGAAUUCUUUUUCCGAAAAGAGCGAAUUCUCGGAAACGCUUCAGGGUUUGCUGACAUGUGAGGUUCGCGAUGAUGUUGAAGUAAGGUGGGAGGAAGAGACGGAAGCUGUUUUAACACAUAUCCUCGAGAUUACCCGCACACAAGCGAUUCAAUCAGUGAUAAAACCUGGAAUCAACAACUCGAAUUUAAGAAAAUAUCUUUCUUUGGCGUUUGACCGAGUUGCAAAGGGAACCUUAGAGCAAACGAAUAUGAAGAAGAUCAUCGAGAAUGCGGUGAAGUGA
Messenger RNA from Phytomonas sp. Hart1, 2685 nucleotides. Lineage: Eukaryota; Euglenozoa; Kinetoplastea; Trypanosomatida; Trypanosomatidae. The record is from the annotation of a GenBank genome assembly.